AUGGAGGAGUCCCAGCUAGAUCUCAGCAUGGAGCUCCCUCUGAGCCAAGAGUCCUUUUCCUACUUAUGGGAAGUCCUUCCUGAGAACACCUGCAUGUACUCCCCUGACCUUAACAAGCUAUUCUGCCAGCUGGCCAAGACCUGCCCAGUGCAGCGGUGGGUCACCUUGCCACUUCCACCUGGCACCUGCAUCCAUACCAUGGCCAGCUGCAAGAAACUGGGGCAUAUGACAGAGACUUUGAGGCCUCACCCUCACCACGAAUGCAACUCCGACAACAGUGAUGGCCCAGCCCUUCCUCAGCACUUCAUCCGGGUGGAAGGAAACCUGCGUGUUGAGUAUCUGGACAACAGCACCACUCUGCGACAUAGCGUGAUGGUGUCUUAUGAGCCACCUGAGGUUGGCUCUGACUGUACCACCAUCCACUACAACUUCACAUGUAACAGCUCUUGCAUGGAUGGCAUGAACCAAAGGCUCAUCCUCACCAUCCCUCUGGAAGACUCCAGUGGCAAUUUGUUGGCAUCUAAUAGCUUUGAGGUACGUGUUUGUGCCUGUCUUAGGAGGGACAGACACACUGAGGAAGAAAAUUUCCACAAGAAGGAGAAGCUUUGUCCCGAAUCACCUCCUGGGAAUACCAAGACAGCUCUGCUCCACAUCACUGUCUCUACUCAGCCAAAAAAGAAGCUGAGUAAAGAAUAUUUCACCCUUCAGAUUUGUGGGUAUAAACACUUCAGAAUGUUCCAGGAGCAGAAGGUUGCUGUGGAUCCAGAUGAGACCCGGGUUCACUCCAGCCCCUCAAAGACUAGGAAAGGACAGACUACUUCCUGCUAUAAAACAACUACUUUCAAGAGAGAGGGGCCAGACUCAGACUGA
Messenger RNA from Elephantulus edwardii (Cape elephant shrew), 870 nucleotides. Its product is annotated as cellular tumor antigen p53-like. The transcript has 2 exons. Gene Ontology annotation, molecular function: RNA polymerase II cis-regulatory region sequence-specific DNA binding; protein binding; DNA-binding transcription factor activity, RNA polymerase II-specific. The record is from RefSeq and is a predicted model, not a curated record. Gene Ontology annotation, biological process: regulation of transcription by RNA polymerase II; apoptotic process. Lineage: Eukaryota; Metazoa; Chordata; Mammalia; Macroscelidea; Macroscelididae. The coding region runs from base 1 to 870 and encodes 289 amino acids. Gene Ontology annotation, cellular component: nucleus.